Molecule: messenger RNA, 881 nt
Organism: Venturia canescens
Lineage: Eukaryota; Metazoa; Arthropoda; Insecta; Hymenoptera; Ichneumonidae
Exons: 6
Coding region: 160-822 (220 amino acids)
Source: RefSeq, a predicted model, not a curated record
UGCCGACACUUCCUAAAAAAUUGAAAAGUCUUGUUGGAAUCGCUAUAAAGAUCGAAGAUAAAAAUCCACAAAAUUUAAUCACCCCUGCAAAUCUUACUAUUUGAAAAUCAUCUCGACGAAUAUGGUAAAAGUGUUCUAAUCAGCUGGCUGGCUGGGGAAAUGCAACUGAUUCGAGAAAAAGAAUUAUCUCACGAUGCUUUCUGGCGCGAUAUGAGAAAAAUUUUCGACAAAUGUUCCAAAAAGUUUACGAGCGGUCAACCUUUGCUACACUGGGACCUUAUUCUCCACGAUGAUAAUUUUGACGAAAUUAUUAUGGAAGAGGAAAUGAAGGAUUUGCCAAAAGGACCGGAAACAUCGCAAGGAAACAUAAUCCGAAGUCGAGCCGACUCCAAAUUACGUGAAAAGAGGACUUGGAAUCAAAAUCGUUCAAGGCAAAGCAUGAAAUCUUUAAUCAAGUCGAAAACUGAUAAACUCGUGAACGAAAAUUCCGACGAAAAUAGUAACCAGAAACCGGAAAUUUUCGAUGUCGUUAAAGAAGCAACCUACAACAUGUACGGCGACCGUUUUCAUUAUACUUUGAUCGUCAUGACUUUCGUCGAGCCCAUCCCAUUGAUCGAUUACAAAUUACCUAACGAAUUUCAAGUUCCUCGUCCUAUCAAAAUGUUCGACCCUGAAACAAGUGAAAAGGAAGAAAUUGCACCUGCUCCUGCUCCACGAAAGAGCAAAGAUAUCAAGAAGAAUAAGAAAGAUGAAAAGAAAAAUAGCCACAGUCGAGAUACAAAGAAUGCUGACAUUAGAAGAUCCAGUGAUACUCACAGAUGAAGAAAUCUUAAUGGAAAAACGACGUUUCAUUCUACCUUGAAUGGAAGUAAACGGAGUUG